UCGUUGUAACUGGUUGGUUUUAUGUUUGAUGAGUUUGAUUUCAUCCAAAUAUCGCGUAUAAAGCCUGUGUCAUAUAUAUAUAUAUGUAUACAUAUGUAUAACCAAAAAAUACAAGGAAUGUGGAAAUGAAACUUAUCGAUAGAUUAUUUAGUAUUAAUACGACUAAUACUAAGUAGCACAUUUAAUUCAAUUUAAAGUAAUUAUAUAUUUAUUAAUUGUGCUAGAAAAGUGAACUAAUUUGUUAAAAUUAAGAAAACAAAAGGGGGUCUUACAAUGUCUGGCUCCAUAGAAAUCCCACUUCGUGAUACAGAUGAGGUGAUAGAACUUUGUUUAGAUCAAUUACCUGACGGCGAUGAAGUUCUUGGUAUUUUACGUCAAGAGCAUGCUCAGCUCCACGUAUGGGUCAACUUGGCCCUGGAAUAUUACAAACAACAAAAGAUCGAAGACUUUAUUAAAAUACUUGAAUCUUCGCGAAUUGAUGCAAAUAUUGAUUAUCGUGAUUUUGAAAAAGAUCAAAUGCGAGCAUUGGACAUGUUGGCAGCGUACUAUGUACAGGAAGCGAAUAAAGAAAAAAAUAAAGACAAGAAAAGAGAUCUUUUUACUAAAGCAACGUUAUUGUAUACAACUGCUGAUAAAAUAAUCAUGUAUGAUCAGAACCACCUCCUUGGUAGAGCUUAUUUCUGCCUUUUGGAAGGGGAUAAAAUGGAACAAGCAGAUGCACAGUUUAAUUUUGUAUUGAAUCAAUCGCCUAAUAAUAUUCCCUCUUUACUCGGUAAAGCUUGUAUCGCUUUCAAUAAAAAAGACUAUAGAGGUGCACUUGCGUUUUACAAGAAAGCUCUAAGAACUAAUCCUAAUUGUCCAGCUGCUGUAAGAUUAGGAAUGGGACAUUGUUUUAUGAAAUUAAAUAAUCAAGAAAAAGCGCGAUUAGCCUUUGAAAGAGCUUUACAAUUAGAUGGACAGUGUGUUGGAGCAUUAGUUGGACUUUCUGUUUUAAAAUUAAAUCAACAACAACCUGAUAGUAUCCGGGCUGGUGUACAAAUGUUAUCCAAAGCUUAUACGAUUGAUUCAACAAAUCCUAUGGUGUUGAAUCAUUUAGCUAAUCACUUCUUCUUUAAAAAGGAUUAUAAUAAAGUACAACAUUUGGCAUUGCAUGCGUUUCACAAUACAGAAAAUGAAGCAAUGCGGGCGGAAAGUUGUUAUCAAUUGGCUAGGGCAUUUCAUGUACAAGGAGAUUAUGAUCAAGCCUUUCAAUAUUAUUAUCAAGCAACACAAUUUGCUCCAUCUGUUUUUGUGUUACCUCAUUUUGGUUUAGGUCAAAUGUACGUUUAUCGGGGUGAUGCAGAAAAUGCUGCACAAUGUUUCGAAAAAGUAUUGAAAGCUCAACCAGGAAAUUAUGAAACAAUGAAGAUUCUUGGGUCGCUCUAUGCUAACUCAAGCUCUCAAUCGAAACGUGAUAUCGCUAAAAAUCAUCUUAGAAAAGUAACGGAACAAUUUCCAGAUGACGUAGAAGCUUGGAUUGAAUUAGCUCAAAUUUUAGAGCAAAGUGAUCUUAAUGCAGCUUUAAAUGCGUAUGGAACAGCAACAAGGAUUUUGAAAGAAAAAGUUCAGGCUGAUAUUCCUCCUGAGAUAUUAAAUAAUGUAGGUGCUUUACAUUACAGAUUAGGUAAUUUGGAAGAAGCUAAAAAGAAUUUAGAAGAAUCUUUAGAACGUUCGAAAGAUGAUGCUUUGCACGAUUCUGUCUAUUACAAUUCAAUAGCGGUUACAACUACUUACAAUUUGGCGCGUCUUAAUGAAGCUCUCUGCAUCUUUGAUCGUGCAGAAAAAUUGUACAAAGAUAUUUUAAAAGAGCAUCCAAAUUAUGUAGAUUGUUAUUUAAGACUUGGAUGUAUGGCGAGAGAUAAGGGACAGAUAUACGAAGCAUCCGAUUGGUUUAAGGAUGCUUUGAGAAUUAAUAAUGAACAUCCUGAUGCAUGGUCACUUUUGGGUAAUUUGCAUUUGGCAAAAAUGGAAUGGGGUCCAGGGCAGAAGAAAUUUGAAAGAAUUCUUAAAAAUCCUACUACAAGUACAGAUGCCUAUUCUUUGAUAGCUUUAGGAAAUAUUUGGCUACAAACGCUUCAUCAGAGUGGAAAAGACAAAGAAAGAGAAAAAAGACAUCAGGAUAGAGCAUUAGCUAUGUACAAACAGGUGUUAAGAAAUGAUCCGAAAAAUAUUUGGGCAGCAAAUGGAAUCGGUGCAGUGCUAGCACAUAAAGGUUGCGUGAAUGAAGCUAGAGAUAUUUUUGCUCAAGUGAGAGAAGCAACAGCAGAAUUUUGUGAUGUAUGGUUAAACAUUGCUCACAUUUAUGUAGAGCAAAAGCAAUACGUUAGUGCUAUUCAAAUGUAUGAAAAUUGUUUACGUAAAUUUUAUAAAUAUAAUAACGUAGAAGUUCUACAGUAUCUUGCUAGGGCAUAUCUUAAAGCUGGAAAGUUGAAGGAAUCAAAAUUAACACUUUUAAAGGCUCGCAGAGUAGCUCCACAAGAUACUGUUUUGUUAUACAAUAUUGCAUUAGUGUUACAACGUUUAGCAACACAAAUUUUGAAAGAUGAAAAGUCAACGCUUACUACUGUAUUACAAGCAGUACAUGAAUUGGGUCUUUCUCACAAAUACUUCCAAUAUUUAUCUGCUCAUGGCGACAGAAUGGAACAAAUGGCAGAAACAGAAGCGCGAAAGUGUCAAGAUUUAUUAUCUCAAGCGCAAUACCAUGUUGCUAGAGCAAGAAGAUUGGAUGAGGAAGAAAAGACACUUAGAAGGAAACAAGAAGAAGAAAGACAAGCUUUCAAAAUGCGUCAAACGGAAGAACAACGAAAAUUGGAAGAAAUACGCCGUCAAAAAGAAGAAGAAAUGUUACAAAAAAGACAAGAAUACGUUGAAAAAACGAAAAAUGCAUUGGUAUUUGGUGAGAUGCCUUCGGAGAAGCCUGGAAGAAAAGGUAAAAAGACAAGAACAGAUCAAUAUAUUAGUGACAGUGGAGGAUCUGGUAAUGAUGAAGGUAGAGAAGAAGUUCCAAGAGAAAAGAAACGUAAAAGAAAAGCUAGCGGUGAGACUAAGGAAAAGAAAGGAAAGGGUAAAGGAAAACGAAAAAGAGAUAUGGCAAGUGGAGACAGUGGUUCAGAUAGUGAUCGUAGAAAACCAAAACGUAAUAGAAAAAUGGGUACGAAAAAGGAUAAGCAAUUCCGCAAAUCUACAACUGAUACUCCAAAAGGAAAGAUGCCUUUGUCAAAAGAAACAAUAUCAACUAGUGAAUCUGACAGCGAUAGUGGAGGUCUUAAAAUUGCUAGCGGUGCUGAAAGUGAUAAUGACAAACGACCAUCAAAAAGUAGAAAGAUCGUAUCCGAUUCAGAAAAUUCACGUGCUUCACGUUCCAGAUCACGUUCCAGAUCACGUUCUAGAUCGAAGUCAGGAAGUCGUGCAAGAAGUAGUUCACGUUCGCGUUCGCGUUCACGUUCCCAUUCACGAUCUCGAUCUCAUUCACCAUCUCGAUCACGAUCACAAUCAGGAUCACGAUCACGAUCACGUUCACCUUCACGAUCGCAAUCUAGAUCUAAAUCACGAUCACCUUCAAGAUCUAAAUCACGAUCUCCCUCUAGAUCUAAAUCCCGAUCUAAAUCCCGAUCUAAAUCACGAUCUAAAUCUCAUUCUAAAUCACGAUCUAAAUCACGUUCAAAAUCACGAUCACGAUCACGUUCAGUAUCGCGAUCUAGAUCUCGAUCUCGCUCAAAAUCCAAAUCUGGAUCUCAAAGCGAAAGUGAGAAAGAAAAUCAAGGAAGCCAAAGAAUUGUAUCUGGCUCAGAAGGUUCUCGUGGAUCGUCACGCGCAGCAUCACGAUCAAAAUCACGAUCACGCUCGGUUUCUCGAUCACCGACGCAUUCACGUUCUGCCUCUCGAUCUCAAUCCCGAUCAAGAUCAAGAUCGAGAAGUAUUUCGCAAUCAGGAAGUCCCGAUAAAUAAAUGUAUAUAUUUUCUAUACAAAAAUCAAUUGAAAAAAAUCUAUAAUAAUCCUGUUUUUUAUUAACUAAAGUACUUCAUCGUCAUGUGUUUUACAAGUAUUAUUAAAGAUUGACAAAUUAAUUAUUAUGACAAAAUUCACUGUCUUUCUCCGACUUUUUUUAAAUAGGAAAUUUCAUUUGUUAAGUAUAAUAAUUGUGCCAAAAAGAAAAAGAUAAAAAUAGAUUUUUUUCCAAUAGCGAUAGAAAGUUAUUAAUGCUAUUUACUUGUACCUAGUUUUAAUUUCAUUUAUUUGUUAUAUACUUUUAGUUAUUCUCAUUUGCUACUUAAUUGAAAGCAUUCGUUUAGUAAUAUAUUUUUAAUAUGAGUAAUGAAGAUAUGAUUCAUAUAUGAUACAAUUGACAUUAGAAACUACAAAUGAACGACAGAUCACAUACCAUAAACUAUGCAUUUAAUUGACUGUAUUAAUUGCCCAUAUAUAGAAUAAUAUGAUCUUAAUAUUUUAUUGUAUUGAAUAUGUAUAUUAUUUGAAGUUGGGUAUAAAAUGGAUUUAUGAAAUAUCUGUAAUUAGAAAAUAAAUAAUUUAAAAAUAUUACUAAUCAAAUAUUACGGAUAUAUGAUUAUCUGAAAUAAAUAUAUAUAUAAUAGUUAUAUAAAUUACCUUUCAAUAUUAAUUAUAAUAUAACUUCACAUGCUAUUGAGUUUAAUUAUAUAUUUACUGACUUAUUUAAAUUUAUUUACAUAAGUUUCAUUUUGCAGAAAAAAUACAAACUAAUAGUAGCAAUUUAUAACUAUACAAAAAAAAUCCCCGAAAAAAUUAAUUAUUAAAAUGUGUGUGUGUAUAUGUGUGUGUGAAGAAUUAUUACUACCUAUGACACAUAGAAAAAAAAUGCACAAAUUCAACAUAACACUUUUAAACUUCAUGUCAAUCCUUUAAAUUAAAGUAUUAGGGUAUUUUGUUAAUGUGUAUAUAUAUAUACGGUACAAGUGUAAAUAGUGAAUUCAAACAAAAAAGAAAAAACUUGACUUUUGUAAUAUAUAACUAUUCCUAUGUACUAUAUUUUAAAUUAUGUAAUUAAUAUAAAUCUUUAAAUUUA
Polistes canadensis is the source of this 5081-nucleotide messenger RNA. RefSeq names its product RNA polymerase-associated protein CTR9 homolog (gene Ctr9). Lineage: Eukaryota; Metazoa; Arthropoda; Insecta; Hymenoptera; Vespidae. The record is from RefSeq and is a predicted model, not a curated record. Gene Ontology annotation, cellular component: Cdc73/Paf1 complex. Gene Ontology annotation, biological process: regulation of DNA-templated transcription. Bases 274 to 3987 code for a protein of 1237 amino acids. The transcript is spliced from 13 exons. Gene Ontology annotation, molecular function: RNA polymerase II complex binding.